This is a messenger RNA of Closterium sp. Naga37s-1, 2730 nucleotides long. The record is from the annotation of a GenBank genome assembly. NCBI's taxonomy places the organism in Eukaryota, Viridiplantae, Streptophyta, Zygnematophyceae, Desmidiales, Closteriaceae.
AUGCUCCAAACGCCCCCGCUCACCCCCCGGGCUUUAAGUGCUGCGGUUUCAAAGCUCCUGGCGGCAUCCCCUAGGCUCAGUUCCCUGGAGAGCUGCGGGUAUGGAGGGGGGAGGAUGGAGAAGGAGGAGGGAGAGGAGGGUAGGGGCAGCAGGGAGGGAGGGAUGAAGGGGUGGGGAGAUAGUGGGGCGAGGGGCGUUGGGUUUGUGGUUGAGACAGAGGAGCCGCAAGGAGUGAUCGAGCUUCACACGGCUGCCAGACUUCCUUUCCCUGUGGCUGCUGGAUUGGCUUCUGCUGCGGCUGUCUCUCCCGCUGCUUCUGCUGCACCGCAUUCCCCUGGGCCGAUUUCCCGUGCUCCCUCCUCCCUCGGGAUUGCCGCCCUUUCUCCCGUGCCUCCUCCUGCCCUUGCUGCUGCUGCCACACCCGUUGCAACUGUAGUUAAUGAUGGCGGUGACAUCAGCAGCGGUCAUGGUGACGUGGACAUAGCUGAUGCUGCUGACGUGGACACAGAGCCGGCUCCGUCACGCAUUUCUCUCCAGCCUAUGGUCGAUUUCCUAAGGGCAGCUGACGUCAGCGAUGACGUCAUCACGCGAUGCGAGGAGGUGGUUCAACGGCAGGUAGUGGAGCGGGUGCUGCUGGGGGAGAGGCGUGCAAAGGAGCAGCUUAUAACGAGGAUGCAGGAGCUAGAGGUCGGCUUUUCUUACCCGUUUGUCCCACGCCGCACGCGUCUCCCGCUACCAGACAAGCAAAACCGCCCGGGAAGCCUAGCCGGGGGGCUGUGGGCGGCGCUGCGCGAGUGCGUGGGGCGGGAUUUGUCCCGAGUGUGCCUGCCGGUGCAGCUGAACGAGCCAAUGGGGUUGCUGCACAAGUGCGCCGAGGAGAUGGAAUACAGCUGGCUGCUGGACCGGGCGGCAGAGUACGGGCGGCGGGGCGAUCAGCUAAUGAGAGCUCUCCACGUGGCAGCCUUUGCCAUGUCAGGCUAUGCCAACACCAGCGCGCGCAUGCACAAGCCCUUCAACCCGCUGCUGGGGGAGACCUACGAGGCUGAUUACCCCGACAAAGGCUUUAAGCUGCUGGCGGAGAAGGUUCUGAACCACCCCCCAACGGUGGCAGCACACUGCUGGGGCAACGGGUGGCAACUGUUUGGAGACUCCACUCUCAAGGUGCGGUUCUGGGGGCCGUCGAUGCACCUGGUGCCUUGCGGUGUCAUCUCCGUUGUGUUUGCUGAUGGUGGGGGUGAGGAGGUUGAGAGGAAGGAGGAGGAGGAAGAGGGUCGGUGGGAAGGGGGAGAGCAGGGGGGAGGGAAGGGGAGAGAGCAGGUGGAGGGGGAGGAGGGGGCUGAAGAGGGGGAGGAGGAGGAAACUGGUGAUGGCAGCUGUAGCGACGAGGGGGGGAGGGAGCUACUGGCAAGGAGGGAGAACAGAGAAGGGAGGAGGAGCAACGGAGGGGGCAAGGGCAGCAAGGCAGAAGGCGGGAAGAACAGGGGGAGUUCCUCAGCUAUCAGAGAUGGUGGAGAGCGGUACGAGUGGAGCAAGGUGACAACGGGCAUCUACAACAUAAUAGUGGGGAAGCUUCAAGUGGAGCACUUCGGCACGAUGCACAUCCGAGGCAGCCGGGGGCUGUCUGUGCAUCUGCACUUCAAAGAACCCUCACUGUUCGACCGUAGCAAGCACCAGGUGCAUGGGCAUGUGCAGAACGAGCAGGGGGAGAAGCUGGCGAUGCUGCAUGGCAGGUGGGACCAGCACCUGGCCUUCACCCUCACUCACCACGGCAGGGAGCACUGCAAGCAGCAAGACAACCAGAGACGCAGGCAGCAGGGCAGGAGGCAAUUUGAAAGGGGCGUGAAGCAGCAAGAUGCAAUCGGGGCUGGGGAGGGGGAUCAUGGGGCGCAUAGGCCAGCAGCUGUGGGGAGGGCGUACUUGGGGGAGGUGUCUUCUGGGCCUGGCGUGGCUUCUGAGGCGCGGCAAAAGUCAGCUGCUGUGGGGCGGCCGUACCUGGGGGAGGUGUCUUCUGGUCCUGAUGUGGGCGGCAGCGGCUUGGAUGAGACGAAUUGUGGAGAUGGUUGUGAGAGGGAUGCUCUGACCCCAGUAGCAGCGGCACCUGAGAACCCACCUGAGAGGACACCUGAGCACGCGCCUGAGCACCCACUUGAGCAUCAACCUGAGAAUCCACGUCAGCGUCCACAUAGGCCACCACCUGAGAAACCACCUGAGAAGAAACCUGGGCACUUUGCUGAUCGUCCAGCAACCCGAUCAGCACCUCAUUUGCUGUGGCACAAGGCUGCUUCAGCCACGGCUCAUCACCAGCACCAGCAGCAGCAGCAGCAGCAGCAGCAGCAGCAGCAGCAGCAGCACCAGCAGCAGCAGCAGCAGCAGCACCAGCAGCAGCAGCAGCAGCACCAGCAGCAGCAGCAGCAGCACCAGCAGCAGCAGCAGCAGCAGCAGCACCAGCAGCAGCAGCAGCAGCAGCAGCAGCAGCAGCAGCAGCAGCAGCAGCAGCAGCAGCAGCAGCAGCAGCAGCAGCAGCAGCAGCAGCAGCAGCAGCAGCAGCAGCAGCAGCAGCAGGAGGAGCAGGAGGAGCAGCAGGAGGAGCAGCAGGAGGAGCAGCAGCAAGGCAACAAGUACAACUUGUCGCCCUUUUGUGUCACACUCAAUGAGAUCACGCCAGAUAUUGCGGUGAGCUGUCCAACGGGUUUCACAGGGACUGGGCUGGUUCGCAUAAGGAAAGAUUAG